AGAGAGAAAGACAGACCACCGGCAAAGGCGAGGCCGAGGCUACGAAGAUCAAUUCUUCAAGCAUCCCCCUCAAUCCGCCUUCACGAUGACCUCUUCACUCACCUCUGCCCUGAGCCUUCUGGCGCGCGGCCACCACCACGAUCUCUCUCAGUGCACCAUAGACACCUGCCCCAUCGACAGCUCCUACUACUACUACCGCGUGUCCCUGGCCGCCAACGCCACCUUUAUCGCCCUCUUCAGCAUCUCCCUGAUCGCCUACGUCCUCACCUAUGCCCUCACUCGCCGCGCCGCCGCCUUCUCCUUCGCCAUGGUCUGCGGCGUCAUUCUCGAGGUGCUAGGCUACGCUGGGCGUCUGGCCAGCUGGCACAACCAGUGGAGCCAGACGGGCUUCCUCAUGCAGAUUGUGUGUCUUACCAUUGCCCCCGCCUUCAUGUCCGGCGGCAUCUACCUGUGUUUGCGGCGGAUCGUGUAUGCAUUUGGGCCCGAGAACUCGCGGAUCAAGCCCGAGGCGUAUACGAGAAUUUUCAUCCCCUGCGAUAUCCUUUCCCUCCUCCUGCAAGCAGCGGGCGGCGGUCUCGCGUCCUCCGAGUCGACCGCCAACAAAUCCCCUGAUACAGGCGACAACAUCAUGGUCGCAGGGCUCGCCUUCCAGGUGCUAACACUCCUCAUCUUCAUGCUCCUGUGCGCCGACUUCGCCCUGCGGACCUACCAGCGCUACAAGGCCCUGGGCGAGUCCGCCUUCGACCAGAACCCCCUCUUCGUCACGCUGCGCGAGGGCUGGCGCUUCCGUGGCUUCCUGUGCGCCCUCGCCCUGGCCACCAUCUGCAUCUUCUGGCGGAGCGUGUACCGUGUCGCGGAACUGGCCGAGGGCUGGUCGGGGAAUCUGAUCCGUCACCAGUGGUUGUUCGUCGGGUUUGAGGGCGUCAUGGUCAUUGUCGCUUGCUUCGCCCUGAAUGCCUUUAACCCGGCCUUCACGAUCCAGGAGGCCAUGACGGGUCUGGGUGGCUUGGGCAGCAAGAAGAAGAUGCGGAAGCAGGAGAUGGAGAGGGAGAGGGGAGAGAAGCUUGAAGGGGCCGUCGCGGCGAGGAGCGCAAGUGGGAGCGCGAGUGAUAAUGAGGGGCGGUGAACUUCCUGCCGGUCUUUAGAGGGAGGGAGGAGAUGAUGGAUAAUGAUAUGAUAUAUAUAGACUUUUUUGCAGCGGAUAUCACUGCUCACCACAUAAACCUUAACUUCAAUAGGUAGACUGCCAAGUCUUCCUUCUUCAACAUAUCCACUAAUGAUACAUCGCCUCCAAAUAAUCACCACUGCCUCUCGACUUUCUCUAUCAACAUUUCCACAACCAAGGACUGGUUCUCAGAUCCUCAAAGGAUGGAACUCCUCAUACCCGCCCAAGGACACUC
Molecule: messenger RNA, 1400 nt
Organism: Amorphotheca resinae ATCC 22711
Lineage: Eukaryota; Fungi; Ascomycota; Leotiomycetes; Helotiales; Amorphothecaceae
Exons: 2
Coding region: 86-1126 (346 amino acids)
Cellular component (GO): plasma membrane; fungal-type vacuole
Source: RefSeq, a predicted model, not a curated record